Choloepus didactylus (southern two-toed sloth) is the source of this 3228-nucleotide messenger RNA. RefSeq names its product TNF receptor superfamily member 1B (gene TNFRSF1B). Bases 103 to 1491 code for a protein of 462 amino acids. Gene Ontology annotation, molecular function: tumor necrosis factor receptor activity; tumor necrosis factor binding. Lineage: Eukaryota; Metazoa; Chordata; Mammalia; Pilosa; Megalonychidae. Gene Ontology annotation, biological process: positive regulation of membrane protein ectodomain proteolysis; inflammatory response; regulation of T cell proliferation. The record is from RefSeq and is a predicted model, not a curated record. The transcript is spliced from 10 exons. Gene Ontology annotation, cellular component: membrane.
CAGAGCGCAGCGCGCGGAGCUGAGCCGGCGGAGAAGGUGCGAGGGUGCGACGGAGACGGCUCCGCGCCCGGCCUGACCCCGCCGCCCGGCGCCGCCGGCACCAUGGCGCCCGCCGCCCUCUGGGCCGCGCUGGCCGUCGGACUGCAGCUGUGGGCCGCGGGGCGCGCGGUGCCCACCCAGGUCUUGUCUCCCCCCUACGCCCUGGAGCCUGGGAGCACAUGCCAGCAGAGAGAGUACUAUGACAAGACGGCCCAGAUGUGCUGCAGCAAGUGUCCGCCUGGCCAGCAUGCUCGCGAGUUCUGCACCAGGACCUCAGAUACCGUGUGUGCCCCCUGCGAGAGCAGCACGUACACCGAGCUCUGGAACUGGGUCCCCGAGUGUUUGAGCUGUGGCUCCCGCUGCACCCCUGACCAGGUGGAAGCUCAAGCCUGCACCCGGGAACAGAACCGCAUCUGCACGUGCAAGGAGGGCUGGUACUGCACGCUGGGGAGGCAGGAGGGCUGCCGGCUGUGCACGCCACUGCGCAGGUGCCGCCCCGGCUUCGGCGUGGUCAAACCAGGAACGGCAACAUCUGAUGUGGUGUGUGCCCCCUGCACCCCGGGAACCUUCUCCGACACGACCUCAUCCUCAGACACUUGCAGGCCCCACCGGAACUGUAGCUUGGUGGUCACCCCUGGCAACGCAAGCAUGGACACGGUCUGCAGGUCCGUGGCUCCCGUCCUGACGGAGGCCAAGGGACCAGCUCCCACGCCCCAGCCAGCAUCCACGAAAUCUCAGCACGUGGAGUCUUCUCCAGGGCCCAGCAUGGCUCCAAGCAGCACCCCCCUGGUCCCGAUGCGCCCCAGCCCCCCCGUGGAAGGGCUCAGCACAGGCAACAUCACGCUUCCAAUCGGGCUGAUUGUGGGCAUGACGACCCUGGGUCUGCUAGUGAUAGGACUGCUGAACUGUGUCAUUGUGACCCAGAAGAAAAAGAAGCCCUUGAUCUGCCUGCAGAGAGAAGCCAAGGUGCCUCACCUGCCUGUUGAGAAGGCCCGGCCAGGCCCUGAGCAGCAGCACCUGCUGACCACGGCCCCGAGCUCCAGCAGCAGCUCCCUGGAGAGCUCAGCCAGUGCCGCGGACAGGAGGGCGGCCCCCGGGAACCAGCAGGGACCCGGCACGGAGACGGCCAGUGGGCCUGGGGCGGCCCGAGCCAGCUCCGCGAGCUCAGCAGAGCCUUCCCCUGGUGGCCAUGGGACCCACGUCAACGUCACCUGCAUCGUGAAUGUCUGCAGCAGCUCCGACCACGCCUCGCAGUGCCCCUCCCAGGCCAGCUCCACCGUGGGGGACACGGACGCCAGCCCCUCGGGCUCCCCAAAGAAUGAGCAGGUCCCCUUCUCCAAGGAGGAGCGCCCCUUUCAGUCCCAGCCAGAUGCUCCGGAGACCCUGCUGCAGAGCCACGAGGAGAAGCCCCUGCCCCUGGGCGUGCCUGAUGCCGGGAUGAAGCCCAGCUAACCAGGCUGGUGUGGGCUGUGUCUCAGCCGGGGCAGGCUGACCCCUGGCGGGCUGUCCUGCGGGGGGCUCCUGGUCCUUCCAGACCCCCAUUCCCAGGACUCUCUGGCUCUUUCUGGGCCAACUUCAUUUAGUGACCUCCACUAGCUCAGCCCCCCUCCCACCCACAGACAGGGACAAGGCAGGGAGAGUGGUGGGAAACCUUGGGAUGCCAGCAGGUCUGGUGGGCAGAGGGGACCGUGGACUUGCUGGGCAGCCCCAGGUGAGUCCCUCCCAGCCUCUCCCUGAACCGCCCCAGAUGGACCUGUGAAGCAGGCUUCUGGAGCCCUUGGAAGUUUUUCUUCUGGGCUCUGACCAGCUCUGGCUUCUGGGGAGACCCCAGCAUCCUCCCCUCCAGAGGGGCUUACUGGGGUGGAGGGGCUCUGGACACGUCGCCUUUGGAGAAAGGGCAGCACUUCAGCCUGCUGAGACUGCAGGCCAGUGCCCGCGAGCGGCCAGGGAGUGGAGAGGCCAUGUAGCAGGUGGCUCUGUGCGGGGAGGGGUGGCAGCCCCUGUAGGACCCUCGGAAAGCACCUCCUCUAAAGCCACUUUUGCUGACUCGUCCCCUUGUACUGCAGUGUGAAAAUCAACAUGCCCAGGGUAACGCAGGGUGGCAAACUUCCAACCUGAAUUCUUCCAAUUUUAACAUGUGGCAGUUAAAACAGAAAUUAACCAGGCAGAUCAACAAGCAAACCAAACAGCUCAACAAAGCAAAACUCUGAGGGCUGCCUGGAACCCUCACCCACGGUUUGCUCACUGGGCCUUGAACCCUCACUCCACUUUACCCGCAGCUCCAGCCCCUGCCGCCCUCCCUCCCUGGCUGGUGCUGCCUUCCAAGGCUGUGCCUUCUGUCAGGGAAUUUUGGAAAUUGGUGAUGCCUGACACCUUGCAGCCUCCUCUCUCCUACCUCAGCUUGGGCCUCCUUCCCCCCUGGAGGCUGUGCCCCUCUUUCUCUGGAACCCUCCCUGUGUUCCCGGAGUCCCUGGCCCCCGGGGGCCCGUGGAGUCCAUUUGGUACUGUGCCCACUGAUCAUGGGUGGAUGUGAGAUGCUGACAGCCGACGUGUGUCUGUCUGGGUGUCUGUUGUGUGUUGUGGGUCCCGGCAGCUGAUGCUGUCUGGUUGAAUGGCCCGCCUCGAAGCAGCUGAAGCCAGCAAUUUUGCAGAAAGAUUUUUCCCCAUUAGAGAGUAGCCCCCUCCUCCCAAACACACGCUCAGGACCCUGCAGAGGGUGGACAAGUACAACCUUGACCAGAUUCUGGAAGGAAAGGGCAAGGGACCCCUUGAGAGGCCAGUUCGGUCCCAGGUACUUGAAUCCCUUGUUGAUAAAUUCCACUGGACUUCAACGUGGCAGCUGAACUGUUUGGGGGUAGGAGAGCCAGCCGUAGCCACGGAGACAAGGAGGACUUCCCGCCCUGGGACCGAGAUGUCAGACAGACUGCCCGAGAUGUCAGACAGACUGCCCGGACGGGCCGAGGGCCGCGCGGGGCGCUGCAGGACGGUGGGGCGCUGCCGCCCCCUGGCGGGCAGUCCCGGGAGCGCUCGGGGCUCGCCUCGCUCCCCGCGGAGCAGGAGGCCGUGAACUGGAAGGGACUUCUGGGUGCGGCCUCAGCUCCCCAGCUUGUGUUGAUGCCAAGACAAGAGUUUGCUCUGCAUGCUGGACGGCAUUCCUGCUUGUAAAUAAACAUUCCUUUUGGCACGCUG